CUUUGUACAAGUUUGUUUAAAAUCAUGGAAUCCAAUCACGAUCAAACGUUUCUCCACAUACUUCGCGAGGAGAAGAACGUCAGCAAUUUCUUGGACGCCUUCUUUGGCUUCUUGUACAGAUGCACGGACUUUUACGUCGAAGCGGAUUUGGAGCAAAAAUUGGGCUUCCCACCUGGAGUGGCAGAGAAGCUCGUAUCAAGCACCAUGUACAAAUGGAAGAACGUCGCAUUGUCUCUACAAAAGGCAACAUCCGAUGGUAGGACAAACAGUGGUGUUACGGCGGAUCAAGUAGUCCUGACGCAAAGCGAGAGCUCUGGAUUUGCUCCACCGGUGGCGCAAGAAAUUGAAAUCGACUCGUGUAACAAAUGUAAUGACACUAAACCACCCUCUGCGCAAUUGUUCAGGAUGGAUGAUACGUCGGACAGUUACAAUGGAGCUGUGAGGGAAAAUUACGUUUGGACCCAGACUCUUGGCGACUUGGAUGUACUCGUGAAAGUACCCGAACACAUAAGAGCCUCCAAAGAGACAGUCAAAGUCGACAUAAGCUCAAGUGAGGUCAAAAUUUAUGGCAAGCCUUCCGCAUCGUCGAUAAAUUCCGAAUGGGAUGACAUUUUCAAUGGCAAACUUAGCUUUAAAAUUCGAAGCGGUGAAUCUACAUGGAGCAUAGAAGGGAAAGAAAUUAAUAUUCAUCUUGAAAAAGCUACGGAAAGAUGGUGGGGAGCCUUAAUAUUAGACGAACCAAAAAUUGACUUGAACAAGAUCGACUGUUCGAAACAUUUGUACGAUAUGGCGCCAGAGGAGCAAAUGAAAGUGCAGGAGUUGAUGUGGAAUUACCAGCAGAAGGUCUUGGACAAACCAACGUCUGAACAAAUUAAGAUGGAGGCCACUUUGAAGCAGGCGUGGAACGCGAAAGGAUCGCCUUUCCAGGGUACACCUUACGAUCCUUCCAUUUUAAAGUACAAUUGAUGUAUCCUAAUAUAUUUUCUGAAAUUGCAAUGUUUAUACGUGGCGGGUUAAAAAUUAGAUUAUGUUUGUAUUCAAUAACAUUUGUACUUGUAAAACAUUUAUAUUGUGUUCAUUUCACACGUAUACACAGGGUAUUCGAAAAGAAUGGGACCCCUCUGUUAUCUCCGAAAGUACACUCGCGAAAAAAUAAUCCGAGUAAAAGUUGUAGGGGGUCAUGAAGUACUAUCUUUUGGCGACCUUGAAAUUGAUCUUGAGGGUCAUUCGAAGGUCAACUUUGGUAUUUUAAAAUGAAACAAGUGGCCCUUAGGGAGUCCUAGUUUGACCACUAAUAUGACAAGGUAUCUGAACGGAAAAUUUUGCCACCCUUUUUAAAUCCGGGGUCAAAAAAGGGGGUUUCCAUUUAUAAAAUCAAAGUUGACCUUCAAAUGACUCUCAAGGUCAAUUUCAAGGUCACCAAAAGAUAGUACUCCAUGACCCCUGCAAUUUUUAUUCGGGUAAUUUUCCAUGAAAGUGUGUACUUCUGGAGAUAAUAGGGGGAUCCCCAUUUUUUUCAUAUACCUUGUAUAAUAUACAUGUAUAUAUAAGAUAUGCAGCAAUUUUAUCGCCCAGGAAUCUUGCUCUUUUGAUAUUCCGGAUAUUUUGUUUCGUAUAUAUUUUUCUUAUGCAUGUCUCGCAUAUCUAAUAUUAUAAAAAUUAUGAAGAAAAACAGCCAAGUCUUUUUAAAGAAAAUAAUCUAAAUGGAUAUUGUGCACUUUCUGCAUUUGAAUGUUGCGCUUUCAGAAAAAGAGCUUGGAUCUAAAAUGGUAAUAUGUUGAAAAAAAAAUUUUGUUAAUAGC
Molecule: messenger RNA, 1802 nt
Organism: Vollenhovia emeryi
Lineage: Eukaryota; Metazoa; Arthropoda; Insecta; Hymenoptera; Formicidae
Product: nudC domain-containing protein 3
Exons: 4
Coding region: 25-966 (313 amino acids)
Biological process (GO): protein folding
Cellular component (GO): cytoplasm
Source: RefSeq, a predicted model, not a curated record